AUGCAAAAUAAAUAUUCAAGAUAUUACGAUUCUGUUGUCGUGCCUGAAAAGUUGUUCAAAGUUAUCAUUAUUGGUGAUCCGACUGUUGGAAAAACAUCAUUCGUUCAAAGAUACGUUGAAAACACAUAUAAAAGAGAUUAUAAAGGAACUGUAGGGGUUGAUUUUGCUUUAAAAAUUUUAAAAUGGUCUGAUACUCAAACAAUAAAAUUACAAUUGUGGGAUAUUGCCGGUCAAGAAAGAUUUACUUGGAUGACUAGGGUGUAUUAUAAAGAUGCUCACGGUUGUGUUAUUAUGUUUGAUUUGACGAAUAAAAAUUCAUUUGUCAAUACAUUAAAAUGGAAAAGAGAUGUUGAUUCGAAAUGUAGUUUACCUGAUGGUAGACCCAUUCCCUGCAUGCUAUUAGCUAACAAGUGCGAUUUGUCAAGACGAUCAGUUGAACAAGUUGAAAUUGAAGAAUUUCACAAAGAAAAUAAUUUUUGUGGAUGGACAGAAACAUCAGCUAAGGAAGGAGACAUGGUUAAUGAUUCGAUGAAUGCAAUAACUAAUUUAACAAAUAUGAAAGUCAUGAACCAUGUUAAAAUGAAAAAACUAUCUUUUGCUAUUAUAUAA
Molecule: messenger RNA, 609 nt
Organism: Pediculus humanus corporis (human body louse)
Lineage: Eukaryota; Metazoa; Arthropoda; Insecta; Psocodea; Pediculidae
Product: GTP-binding nuclear protein RAN1, putative
Exons: 5
Coding region: 1-609 (202 amino acids)
Biological process (GO): vesicle-mediated transport
Cellular component (GO): vesicle; Golgi apparatus; trans-Golgi network
Molecular function (GO): GTPase activity; GTP binding
Source: RefSeq, a predicted model, not a curated record